UUCUAACUUUGCUCUGUGUGAUUGUUUGGUGAAGGAGCAACAGAAUCCGAUAUGACAUUUGCUAUCUCCAGCUAACCAAUGUCUGAUGAAGACCAGGAAGCACAUGAGGAUGAAUUACUAGCUCUCGCUAAUAUUUUCCCAAAAGAUGAAUUCAGGAGAGCAGAAACCUCAAAAGGAGGGGAAAUCCAAGUGUGCCUCGAAUUACCAUCUAACUUUGAAAUAUCCAUCAAAAGUAACACUGCAGAAAACAUCUUCAUUGAGGACUUUAAGGACCCGCUAUCUUACCUACCCCCAAUUGUGCUGAAUUUUGAACUUCCUUCAGAUUACCCAUCAACCUCGCCACCAAAUUUCACACUCAGCUGCAAGUGGCUCACACCCAAGCAGCUUUCCAGACUUUGCCAGCACUUAGAUGAACUUUGGAAGAGAAAAUCAGGAUGUGUUGUUAUAUUUACUUGGACUCAAUUUCUAAAGAAGGAGACGCUUGAAUUCUUAAGUAUCCAAUCACCUUAUGAGAUUGAAGUGUGUCCCAAUGUGUCACAGAACUGUAAUAAAACUCCUGUGGAAACCGAUCUCUGCAGCAAUGCAGAAUCACAAGAGGAUGGGGUCUGUGACAAGAGGGCCAUACAGGAUGUGGAGUCUGUGUCUGCCCUGAUAAAUUGCAUCUUGGAGUUCAAUGAGUCUCAGCAAAAGAAAUGCUUUGAUGGCAAAUUGUACAUGUGCAAUAUCUGUUUCUCAGAAAAGCUGGGCAGCGAGUGCACACAUUUUAAACUUUGCAAUCAUAUCUACUGCAACAUUUGCCUCAAGGAUUACUUCGAAAUUCAAAUCAAAGAUGGCCAAGUCCACUCUCUGAACUGUCCAGAACCAGAGUGCUCCUCCACAGCAACACCUGCUCAGGUAAAGGAACUGGUAGAAGAAGAGUUGUUCAGCCGUUAUGACUGUCUCCUCUUGCAAUCCAGCUUGGAUCUCAUGCCAGAUGUUGUAUACUGUCCUCGUCCAAGUUGUCGGACACCAGUCUUGCAGGAGCCCGGGAGCAAUAUGACUAUUUGCCACAAUUGCCAAUAUGCAUUCUGCAUGUUCUGCAAAAUGACCUACCAUGGAGUCUCCAAAUGUAAACUAAAAGGAGAAAAACUUCUCAAGGUGUGUGCUGAAUAUCUGAAAGCAGAUGGUGCCACAAGGACAUUUCUGGAGAUACAGUAUGGGAGGAAAUUUUUGCAGAAAACAGCAAUUGAGUUGAAGAGCAAAGAAUGGCUAGCUAAUAACUCCAGUCCUUGUCCUACAUGUGGAGUUCAUAUACAGGAAAGUUAUAUAGGCCUGCAUAUUUCAAUGCACUGGGAUUAUCCUUAA
Molecule: messenger RNA, 1344 nt
Organism: Pelobates fuscus (common spadefoot toad)
Lineage: Eukaryota; Metazoa; Chordata; Amphibia; Anura; Pelobatidae
Product: E3 ubiquitin-protein ligase RNF14-like
Exons: 6
Coding region: 79-1344 (421 amino acids)
Biological process (GO): positive regulation of proteasomal ubiquitin-dependent protein catabolic process; protein polyubiquitination; ubiquitin-dependent protein catabolic process
Cellular component (GO): cytoplasm; ubiquitin ligase complex
Molecular function (GO): ubiquitin protein ligase activity; zinc ion binding; ubiquitin conjugating enzyme binding
Source: RefSeq, a predicted model, not a curated record